AUGGGGGCGCCACAGCUCGACACCCAGAUUUUGGGAAUCGUGUUCCAAUCUCGACCAGAUAUUCUUACCGGCAUCAAAAAUGCAGCCGAUACGCCGGCGCGCACCACACUGUUCAACGACAUAGCUAGUUAUGUGUACGAACGAUUGAGUACUGCCGAGGGCGCAGACGGCCCUGCAUCGAAGAGGAGACGAGUCGAUAUUACACAGUCAGUCACACAAUCGAAGCCAAACGGACAAACACACGCCGACUCCCAGACCGCCGGUUCCCAUCCCGAGGACGCCGCCGCCGACCCUGUCUUGCUCGAGAUCAAGGACAUAUCGGUGUCAGCACCACAACGGAAGAAAUACGACCUCUGCUUUACUAAACGCUUUUUAUAUGCGCGAGCGCCUGGGACGUCAGCCCCGGCCCAGGGCAUUACAUAUCCCUGGAAAGACAUCGAGCAUGCAUUUUAUUUGCCAGUUCCCGACAAGGCCCAAGUCCAGCACAACUACGUCUUCUUCCCCCGUGGCAGUUCCUUGCCAACGUCAAAGCAGGCUGGUCCGUCGCUGGAGCCGCUGGUUCUGACCGUGCCUGCCACGGCACCGAAACCGGGGAGUAUCGCCGGACAAUCAGCCGCAGCCGCUGAGGCGGUCUCCGACACGUACAGCAGCCUGUUCCACUGGGCGUUGACAACGUCAAUGCGCUCGGCCGGAAACCAUGCAUGCCAAAUCGUGGCCGCAGAUCCCAAAUUAUUCCACAGUGUCGCCCGCCAGCCGCACCGCCCCAAUGAAAAGGCCGUCCACGUCAAGGGCUUCCGGGGCAGCAAGGACGGAUUUCUUUUCUUUCUUCCCACCGGGAUUCUGUGGGGCUUCAAAAAACCGCUCUUGUUUCUACCGCUGGAUCGGAUCGUGGCUGUCAGUUAUACCAAUGUCCUACGCACCACAUUCAACAUUGUCAUUGAGCUGGAUACAGAUACCGUUGGGGAGGAUAUGCCAGGCAUCGACAAGGAGAUUGAGUUUGGCAUGAUCGACCAGGAGGAUUACCAGGGGAUUGACGAGACAUACGUACGGCGCCACGGGCUUGCAGACCGGAGCAUGGCUGAGCAGAGGAAGGCCAAGCGGGAACUGGCCGAGAACAACAAGCAGCCUGCUUCGGGAGACGCGUCCACUGCGGAGGCGGAGGCGACGGAUGGUCUCACCGCGUUGGAGUUGGCGGAGCGCGAGGCCGAACAGCAGCUGCAGGAUGAGGAAGACGAAAUGGAGGAGGACUAUGACCCCGGCAGCGAGGGGGAGAGUGAAGGUUCUGGGUCGAGUGAUGAGGAUGAUGAGGAUGACGAGGCGGCGGAAGAGGACGAAGGUGAUGACGAGGAUGAGACAGGGAAUCUCGGGGAUUAG
This is a messenger RNA of Dichotomopilus funicola, 1374 nucleotides long. Its product is annotated as putative chaperone protein. The coding region runs from base 1 to 1374 and encodes 457 amino acids. Gene Ontology annotation, molecular function: histone binding; nucleosome binding. NCBI's taxonomy places the organism in Eukaryota, Fungi, Ascomycota, Sordariomycetes, Sordariales, Chaetomiaceae. The record is from RefSeq and is a predicted model, not a curated record. The transcript has 3 exons.